UUGGAAUUGGUGUAGUUAGUUUUGAAAUACUUAAGUUUUUGGAUCUAAAUUAAUGUUAAUGGUUUUGCUUCCCACAGAAAUAUUGCGAGUUUUGCGUUGCGUUGGAACGAGAUCAAAAUUGGAAUUGCAUUAGUGCGGCGAUAUCUUUUUGCACGUACGAUACAGAUGUUUGGGAGGGUGAUUCGGGUUUACGUAACUGAAAAUAAAAAUAACCACCAGGAAUUUGUCUUUGAGAAUAGGUGGUGAGGCGACUGUGUAAAUCAGAGGUUUAUUUGAUUAUAUCUGGGUUAAAAUUGCGUCAGUUUUUUUUUGAAUGUGUAUAAACGAACGUGCGUUCCGAAACAAUUCCAAGGAACAUAGCAUAGCAUGAUCCUACCACUGUCGUUGCAUUCUAGUUAGGUAACAGCCCGGUCCCUACUUUAUUUUUCUCCAACCACAUGUAUUGCUUCUAUAUAAAGGGUUGAUGAUUUUAAUUUACUUCAGUGACUUCUCUUUACUCAUAUCAAACACAGUAUUCUUUUACAUAUUUAUACAAUGUUCAAACUGGUAUUCUUGAGUUUGGCUGUAGCCGCAGUGUACUCAGCUCCUGGAUACCCUGACCUACAUGGAGGUGGUUACUCCUUCGAUGACGCCCAGUUAUUCUCAGCACCGAUCCUGAAGUCUGCACCAGUAUUUACACAGACUUACAUCAAAGAGGCGGCUCCGGUGUACUCAGCUCCGAUCCUGAAAGCGGCGCCCGUAUAUGCAGCUCCUGAACCUGUCUAUUCCUCGCCCAUUUACAAGACAUUCUCGGCUCCGGUCUACGAGAAAACAGCUCCGGUCUAUGCUGCCCCAACAAUAAUCAAGGCCGCCCCUGUGGUUAAGGCUUACGCUCCAGCAACGAGUUACGCCUCUGUCACUUCCUACAACGUUGCUCAUGCCCCCCCGACUGUUGUCAAGACCAUCGUCGCCCCUCAGCCCGUUUACAAAAGUAUUAUUGCUCCUCAACCUCAAGUUUACAAGAUCGCAGAAGCUCCAUCAUACAGUCACGACUUUUCAUCGUACGGCCAGGAUUUGCAUUCCUAUCACUGAAACGGAAAUUUGGUCCAAUUUCCUCAACACUGUAAAUAACCAGAAACGGCAUUAUGCAAUUAUAAUUUAUGUAAAAUAAAGGAUUCAAAUAAAGUUAAGUGCA
This is a messenger RNA of Nicrophorus vespilloides, 1174 nucleotides long. Its product is annotated as extensin-1-like. Lineage: Eukaryota; Metazoa; Arthropoda; Insecta; Coleoptera; Silphidae. The record is from RefSeq and is a predicted model, not a curated record. The transcript has 3 exons. Bases 535 to 1071 code for a protein of 178 amino acids.